Messenger RNA from Nilaparvata lugens (brown planthopper), 836 nucleotides. Its product is annotated as ubiquitin carboxyl-terminal hydrolase 20-like. Gene Ontology annotation, molecular function: cysteine-type deubiquitinase activity. The record is from RefSeq and is a predicted model, not a curated record. The transcript has 6 exons. Gene Ontology annotation, biological process: protein deubiquitination. The coding region runs from base 22 to 645 and encodes 207 amino acids. Lineage: Eukaryota; Metazoa; Arthropoda; Insecta; Hemiptera; Delphacidae.
UUCCCGAUCACUGAACUCGACAUGACACCUUAUGUUCAUUCUGACUGCCAGUCGGAAGUUAAAACAUACGACCUUAUGGCAACUAUUUGCCAUAAAGGCGACAGCUUGAAUAGUGGACAUUACAUCUGCUAUGCACUAAAUGACGCUGAAAAAAACUGGAUAGAAUAUGAUGACGAACGUGUGACAAAGGUCACAGAUGACAAGGUUGCUUCAUGUGAAGCAUACCUAUUGUUCUAUAGGAAACGUGACAGCCCAGCAACCCGAGAAAUGAGGGAGGGGGCCUUCAAAACUGCCGAUGAACAAGCUCCAACUAUGUAUGCGCUUUCCAAACUAUGGCUGAGCAAAUUUGAAAAUUUCGUCGAGCCCGGCGCAGUUGAGAACGGCGAUCUAUUUUGCUCGCAUGCCCCCUGCGUCUACAAGGACCAUGAAGAAAUGUCUGUACAAGUUACAGCAUCAUCAUGGCACACUAUUUUUCAAAAGUUUGGAGGUGGCCCCGUUUGCCCGCUGGAUUCUUUAGUGGAAUGCGAGAUGUGCGGAAAUAAAAUGAAAGACUAUCAGUCAGAGAGCAGCGAUUAUGAGUCUAGCUAUGAUAACUAUGAUUUCUAUGAUAGCACUGAAUUCACUGAUAGCACCAAAGGAGACUAGAACAAUAUUCUUAUUGAUCCUUGAAAAAGCUGAGUGACGCAAAUGCUUGCUGAAGAAGUCGCUGUCCGUGUGGUAAAUCUUGGCUUGUGAAAAAGGUGUUGAUUGAGAAGAAAUGAGCUGAAUUAUAAGAAACCCGACGAGUGACAUCUCUGCGCACCGAGAGCUUCUUCGUCUGGUGAAUUGGUAUUAAU